UGAGAUGGAAACCACAGCAACAUGAAAAUAAUCUGAUUUUAUUUUUGCAGAACAGGCAUUUUUAGCAGAAACCCAGGGUUUUCAUCCAAGAAAAUUUUCAUAAAGCAAAUUAUUUUCAUAUUUGACCUGAAACAGAUUUGUUUAUAACAUAUUUAUGCAGAUAAUUUGGUAUAUAUUGCAUUACUUUGUGUAAAGAAAAAGCCGCUUUCUGUUGUAGUAAUUUAAAUUGCAAGAAAUUGAAGCAACGCUAAGCAAAAUCAAUGAAUGAAAUGUACAAGAUAUGGCCAAAAUAAUUGUGAAAUUCCAGCGUUAUUUUCGACGGAAGCCUGUGCGAUUUUUUACUUUUAUAAUCCUUUAUUUAACUGCUGGCAGUGUGGUUUUUCUCCAUGCUAGUUUUGAAGGAGAACAAAUUGUAUCAGACAAUGACAAGACUUCAGUAGAUGGCACUAGCAAUGGGCCAGAUGUCCAAGAACUUGGAAUUGCCCCUUUAAGCAGAGUAUUUAAAGAAGUUCCAGAGUCUCCAAGUACACAUAGGCGAUAUGGACCAUGGCUCAAAACCCCUGGGAAAGAACUUCCAGAAAGGAUCAAACAAGGAGAAUUUGGAGGUACAUGGAACAGGGCUUUAAAAGGCAGAAGCAUGAGAGAGCAAGAGGAAUGUAGAGCAAAGUAUAUUGGCUGCUACACGGAUGACACGCGGCAGAGAGCACUCCGUGGAGUGUCCUUUUUCGACUACAAGAAGAUGACAGUGUUCCGUUGCCAAGACAACUGUGCAGAACGUGGAUACAUGUAUGCUGGGCUUGAAUUUGGUGCAGAAUGUUACUGUGGACACAGAAUCAAAGCAUUAAAUGUCAGUGAGUCAGAGUGUAACAUGGAAUGCAAAGGAGAGAAAGGCAACUUCUGUGGUGGAGUGAAUCGUCUCUCUAUAUACCGACUGGAACUAAACCAGGAGUCAGCAAGGAGGUGUGAGUAUUGAACUAAUAGGGGGAGGAAAAUGAGCAUGUAUCUAUAAGGCUUGUUCAUAGAUAUCUAUUAGUAUACAUGUGCUAGCAACUUACAAUGUGAAUUUUCCAAUAAAUUUGACUUUUGUUUUGAAUCUUUUUGUUUUUGCUGUGAGAGCUGUGACAGGAAACAGUUUUAGAAUAGGGCAAAACUGUCUGUAAUAUACAGUAAGCAUAUUUAACAACUAUAAAGGAACAUUGGCACCCAAGGAAAAGGGGACAAUCAAAUCCCUGCACCCUUGCUGUCACACCAACACUGUUUGGCAGAGUUAGUGGCAGACCCAGAGGAGCUGAUAUGGGCAGGGUGAAAAGACACAAGAUCAAAUAAUGGUGCCGGUGCACUCUUAUUUAUGGCAUUGUUAAUAGUAGUACAUUUAUAUUUAAAAAGUUAAACAGCAAUAAAGCGUGUGAACAUUUUUUUUAUAAUUACACAGCCUUUCUUAAAAUGGUUGUGCCUUGGGGGAGGAUCUCUGCUGCCUAUUCCUAACCCUUAUAGUUUUAACAGAAUACUUUCUGCUGUUCAGUACUUAGCUGGCAAAUUAUAGUAGAUGUACUAACCUCAAGGGUUUAAAUGCCGGGGAAUUCAUGUUGAACCAUGCAUUGAAGAGCCAUUAAAGAUUUUGCUAUCAGAACAAAUGCAGGUAAGGGUGUUUGCGUAAUUUGGGUCUCCAUACCUUAAGUCUAAAAAAAAUAAUUUAAACAUUAAAUAAACCCAGUAGGAUUGUUUUGCUUUCAAAUUUUAAUUCUAUCCUAGUUGUGAUCAAGUACAAGGUACUGUUAUAUUAUUAUGAUAGAAAGAAAAGGAAAUCAUUUUUAAAAGUUUUAAUUAUUUGCUUAUAAUGGAGUCUAUGGGAGAUAGCCUUCCUGUAAUUCAGAGCUUUCUAGAUGAUGGGUUUCUGCAUAAAGUAUUCCAUACAUGUAUCAGGGUAGUUGUAAAUUAUUAAACAUAUUUUAUUUUGUGUAAAUAGUAUAAUAUACUCUUGUAUUCAUUCAAUAUUCAGUGCUUAGUUAAAAUGAUUAUAUAGGUAUAGAGCACUGCAGUUAAUGCAGAAUUUGUUUAUGUGGAGGCUGUUAUAAAGUCAGUGGUGCAUAAUUGGAAAUGUCAAAAUAAACUAUUUGAAAUGACCUUUA
This is a messenger RNA of Xenopus tropicalis (tropical clawed frog), 2129 nucleotides long. RefSeq names its product WSC domain containing 2 (gene wscd2). The record is from RefSeq and is marked provisional. Lineage: Eukaryota; Metazoa; Chordata; Amphibia; Anura; Pipidae.